UAAAACUUGAAAAUUAUUUACAAAAAUUAAUGAAUGUAUUGUUUUAUUGAUUAAGUGUAAACCAUUCCGAUCUUAUAAUUACCAAGUAAGUAUAAAUACAUUGUCUUCCGAAAAAUGAGCAGUAUUUUUCGUUUCGGCUACCAUGAAACAACUUAUUUCAAUACUUCUGAUAUGCUUUCUAAUCCAAAUCGAAGCUUUCCGUUCCCCUUGGGAUCCCGCUCUUCCCGAAGUCUCCAACUUCACCCCCGUUAAAGGUCGACCUCUCCUUUUACCAGCCAACUACACGAAAGUGCAACUACGAGCGAUGGUUGGUAUCCUCUUUGUCGACACUUUCACUCAACUUCGCAACGUUGACGAAAUCCGGAUCUUCCAAAGCAACCUUAAAGGGAUCGAAGCAGGCUCAUUGUGCACUCCUCCCACUCUCAGAGUUCUUGAGCUGGAUUUUAGCAUCAACCAAAAUCCCCCUGUUAUCAAAAAGAGCACUUUUGCCAACUGUGGCAACAAUCUGGAAUCACUCACAGUGAUUUUCAACGAUAUUUACAGACCACGACUUAGUGAAGACACCUUUCAUAAUUUACACAGCCUCAAAGAGUUGGUUUUGAGGAACCAAAACAUCGAUCAUUUGACCAAAAGAUGGUUCACCAAUUUGAGGUGGUUGCAAGUGUUGAUUUUGGAUAAUUGUCGGAUUCAACAAAUCGAUCCGAAUGUUUUUGUAGGGUUGAAUAAUUUGAGGCGACUUGAAAUCACUCAUAAUCGGGGGCUGACUUAUUUACCAAGGAAUCUCUUUCAACACACUCCUGUUUUGGAACUUUUGCUUUUGGUGGCCAAUAGGAUCACGGAUAUUACUUGGAAUGAGUUUGAAGGGUUGAAUCAGUUGAAGGAGUUGAGUCUUGCGGCCAAUAGAAUCGAUUAUUUCGAUGCCACAAAGGUGGCAAGGUUUAUGCCUAAAUUGCAGAAGAUUUUUAUUGAACAGAAUAUGGGGUCCUGUAGGAAGAAGCUGGAAUUUAAAAAUAAAUUGGAAGCUAAGCUGGAUCAUCCUAUACAUGUGCAAUAUACUCUGGAUCCUGGAUCUUACGACGACUGCAAACAUUUCGACGACUGAAGCUAUAAAAUUGGUACUUAUUGUAUUAUUUUGAAUAAGUAAGAAUUUAAUAAAAAACUGAAAUGAA
Molecule: messenger RNA, 1169 nt
Organism: Tribolium madens (black flour beetle)
Lineage: Eukaryota; Metazoa; Arthropoda; Insecta; Coleoptera; Tenebrionidae
Product: leucine-rich repeat-containing protein 15-like
Exons: 2
Coding region: 143-1102 (319 amino acids)
Molecular function (GO): protein binding
Source: RefSeq, a predicted model, not a curated record